ACACUUACAUUGUUCUUGACGAUGCACCAAAGCAGACAUGGAAAUUAAGAAUUUUCCACUCGUAAUUUGUAUCAUUGCUGCAGUAGCGGCAACAAGCUGCACUGCUGCAACGAAUGGCACCACCGUCGCUGUCCCGUUUCUGUCUCCAGAAAAUCGCAUUUAUGGUGGCCAAGACGCUGCUGAAGGACAAUUUCCUUACCAAGUGUUGGUGACACGCAAUGGUGAUGGCUAUAUCGUCGUUUGCGGUGGCGCGAUCAUCUCAAGAAAUUAUGUUGUGACAGCAGCUCACUGUGUGAGCGGAGGUUAUUCCGCAUCGAACUUCUCGGUACGUGCCGGCACUGUGACGUUCAACUCAGGCGGUGUGGUGUCACCAGUCGCUGAGGUGAAAAUACAUCCUGAAUAUAGUUCAUUCAACUACGAUAUAGCUUUGCUGAGACUCAAUCAAUCGCUUGAUUUCACCGAUGACAUAAAACCAAUACUACUUGCCAGCGUCGAAGUACCCGAAAACUCGUCAGUCAUAAUAACAGGGUGGGGUGGUGUGUCGAGUGGCGGUCUGGCCUCAACGUUACAGUAUAAUACAGAGAUUGCGCUAAAUCAUGAUACGUGCAUCGAACGUAUGACCACACUGGCGGACUCAAUGAGAUGUCUUGGCAAGAGUGUUGGUAAUGGCAUUUGUGGUGGCGAUUCUGGUGGUCCGGCGGCUUACAAUGGAGUGCUUAUAGGUGUGGCAUGUUUUAGUGUUAAUGGUUGUGGAAGCAGUAUACCAGAUGGUUUUACCAAUGUUGUUUAUACACGAGACUGGAUACGGGCGAAUUCUGACGUCGAUUGUACUUGUGCUUCUUGAACAAAAAGCAAACAUUUUUCCUGUUAGAAAUUAGAAUAAUAAAAUUUCACUCAAUCAACUUCGGUUUGUGUAUCCGCAGCUGAAAAGGAGUUAAAAUUGCUACCUUCACUCAAUUAUAAAAGGGUGCACAAAUGAAUAUUCCAAUUUUCUUUCUGAGUACUGUUUUUGAUAAAUAAAAAUAAUUGUAAUUGUGUAAA
Anastrepha obliqua is the source of this 1041-nucleotide messenger RNA. RefSeq names its product serine protease SP24D-like. Gene Ontology annotation, molecular function: serine-type endopeptidase activity. The record is from RefSeq and is a predicted model, not a curated record. The transcript is spliced from 2 exons. Gene Ontology annotation, biological process: proteolysis. NCBI's taxonomy places the organism in Eukaryota, Metazoa, Arthropoda, Insecta, Diptera, Tephritidae. Bases 38 to 844 code for a protein of 268 amino acids.